AUGCCUGCAAGAAGUGCGCUGGGUCCUGCCAUGAUUGGCCGCCAACUCCAUGUACACCAACCGAACUCAAAUUUUCAGUGUUGUUGCGUACGUGCUGUCGAACAACCAACGGAUUUACCGUGCAACACAAUUUUCGAUUUCUUGCCCGACGCUCCCAUUUGCUCACAAUAUGGAAUGUUUGUGGGACAAUUUUCGUGUAGUCUUCACAGAAAUGUCUUUGGGUGGCACAAUCAUCUGUGCCAUAUAGGGAACUCUGGACCGUUUAUCAAAGCGUACAGCUGUGGGCGCAAAGGAAGAGGNGGCUCAUGCUUCCAACCGUAUCGAUAAAUCAUACGACACAUUUCACCUGGCUGUCAACUUUUGCGGAGUGCAGCCGUCGAUUUUUCCGAAUGCAUCAUAACACCGUCUUUCAUGGGACCAGAGGUUUUUGCUGCGCUGCGUUUCAGUAGGAGUAAUUUCCUCAUCAACAAGUGCACUCUUGCCUCAAAAAUGCUCUGCGUUUCCAAAGUCACAGUAGUUUGGAUUAGUUUAAGCAAACGACGGGACCUCCCCAGAUCGCCGCCAAAUUAG
Molecule: messenger RNA, 570 nt
Organism: Haemonchus placei
Lineage: Eukaryota; Metazoa; Nematoda; Chromadorea; Rhabditida; Trichostrongylidae
Source: the annotation of a GenBank genome assembly